CCCUUUACAUGGAACGGCAACCUAACCCAGCAGAAACCAACAGAGGAUCGACUGACAGGAUUAUCUAUUACAUGCUAAAAUCACUAAAACACAAUAACGAAAAUCUUGUGCAGCCAUCAUUUGGCUGCAAAUAGAAACAGUGCUCUUAUAAGCCUAUUGCAAUAUCAGAAGAGUAACAUUUACAGUGCUUGGUGAACGACUUUCCUCCCUAAAGCGUUUUAACUUGUUUUGUGUGCUUUAAACAACAGGUAAUGAGUUUGCAGCAACGAGGCAUCACUGCCGAGCAAUUGUGUAGUGCUCUACGGAUUAUGGUGUAACAAGAAAAGCUGAGAAAGGAGAACUUGAUCUUGAUGGCAUUGGCAUUUAAUGCAUUUAAUUAUGGAUCACUUGAAUCUUACCUCUCUUGUGAACUCUGUAACAGCAGUUCUAAAGUGCCAAAAGUACGCGCAUGUUGUCUGGAUUGCUAGUUUUGGAACUAAAAUACAAUCAUUGGCUUUUGGAUAUCACGGUAGCUGUGCACGGAUUGAAGAUUAUCGUGAAGAAGAUUCAACGGAGAAUGAGCAGCCUAAAAAUUGCUACGAUUCCAUUAGCGAACAUGUUAGUAAUUUGUGCAGAAAUGGUCCACUUCUAGUGGAUUCUAACACAUAUACGUGUCUCCUGCAAGAGUGUGUCAAAUCUAAAGCACUAGAAGGAGGUCAAAGGAUUCAUACCCACAUGAUCAAAACGGGGUUCAAGCCUUGUGUUUUUCUCCAGACGAAUCUUGUUAAUAUGUAUGCCAAAUGCGGUAGUUUGGAGGACGCGCGACAGGUGCUUGACAAAAUACCUAAACCAGAUAUAGUUUCAUGGAAUUCACUAAUUUCGGGAUAUGCCCAAUAUGGACAUUAUGAGGAUGUUCAGAGACAAUUUUGGCAAAUGCGUAAGUUGGGAAUGAAUGUAGAUCACUUCACAUUUGCUACCAUGUUGAGUGCAUGCGCAAAGCUUGGUGACCUCAGACAGGGAAAGCAGAUUCAUACCCACAUUAUUAGAACCGGUUUCCGGUCUCAGCUUUUUGUAUCAAAUGCACUAGUUGAUAUGUAUGCUAAGUGUGGGAGGCUAGAAGAAGCUCAUAUUGUGUUUGAUGAAGCUUCUGAACGAGAUGGAAUUUCUUGGAAUGCACUGAUUACAGGAUAUGCACAGAAUGGGCAUGAUGAGGAGACACUGAAACUUUUUGGCCAAAUGCAACAAUUGGGGUUGAAACCAACAUUUUUUACAUUUGGUAGUAUUCUCAAGGCAUGUGGUGAUGGUGGAAUUCAAGAACGUGGGAAAGUAAUCCAUGCUUAUAUCAUUAAAACUGGAUUUGAAACAGAUGUCUUUGUUGGAUCUGCUAUAGUUGAUAUGUACGCUAAAUGUAGGGCUAUAGCUGACGCGCUUAAAGUGUUCCACAAAAUGCCUGCGAGAAAUGUAGCUACCUAUAAUGUAAUUAUUGCAGGUGUUAUCCAGAUUGCAGAUAUUGAGUCAAGUCCAAAAUAUGGAGAGGACGCAAUUAACGUAUUUAUCCAAAUGCAGCGGAUAGCGAUGAAGCCUAACCAUUUUACCUUUACCAGUAUCCUUGGAGCUUGCAGCCGCCUAGCAUUUCUUGAACAUGGCAAGCAAGUCCAUGCCCACAUCAUAAAGGGUAAGCUUGAAUCGAAUGAAUUUGUGGGAAGUGCUCUCGUUGACAUGUAUGCCAAAUGUGGAGCAGUAGAAGAUGCAUGGAAAUGGUUCAGCAAAAUGCCAAAGCUAGAUAUUGUCUCUUGGACGGCAAUGAUCUCAGGAUAUGUACAGAAUGGACAAUGUGAAGAAGCCCUGGAAUUUUUUUGCCAAAUAAUAAGGGAAGGCGUGAAGCCAGAUCAUUUGAUUCUAUGUACUGUUCUAAGUGCAUCUGCCAUCUUAGCAGGCCAGGAACAAGGAAGGCAAAUCCAUGCCUACAGUAUCAAAACUGGAUAUGAAUCACUUGUUGUUAUAGGAAACUCCCUCAUUGACAUGUAUAGCAAGUGUGGAAGCAUAGAUGAUGCAGGUACUUUCUUUGGUACAAUGUUCAAGCGAGAUGUAGUGUCAUGGAGUGUGCUGAUUUCAGGAUAUGCUCAGCAUGGGCGUGGGAAAGAAGCUCUUCAACUUUUUGCUCAAAUGCAAGAAGAAGGAACAAAACCUAACCACAUCACCUUUGUUGGUGUUCUAUCUGCUUGCAGCCAUGUUGGGUUAGUGGAUGAAGGUUAUCGAUACUUCAAUUCUAUGAUUAGAGAUCACGGCAUUGAACCAAAAGUAGAGCAUUGUGCCUGUAUUGUUGAUCUUCUUGGUCGUGCUGGGCGUAUGGAUGAGGCAGAGCACUUCAUAAAUGAAAUGGGAGUUGAAUCCAAUGCAGUAGUGUGGCGUACAUUGCUUGCAGCCAGCAGAAUCCAUGGGAAUUUGGAUCUGGGUAAGCGUGCUGCAGAACACAUCAUUGAGCUUGAACCUCACACUUCUGGCACGUAUGUUUUGCUUUCAAAUAUCUAUGCCUCGGUUGGCAGGUUGGAUGAUGCAAGAAAAGUAAGAAAUAUGAUGAGAGAUAGGGGACUUAAAAAGCAGCCAGGUCUUAGUUGGAUUGAAGUCAACAAUAUUGUUAAUUGUUUUACUGUAAGGGUAUAGAAAAUCUUACCGGUGAAUGGAAAGAAUAUGCAACAUUUGAGAGACCGAUGAAACAAAUCAAAGAAGCAAGCCUGAUACAAAUUUUGCUCUACAUUAGUGGAGCAGGAACCAAGGGAAACUUCUCUUGCGGCCAUUACAGUGAAAUUUGGGAAUCGCAUUUGGUUUGAUUAACACUCUGCUUGGAAUGCCUGUCAAAGAUAUUAAGAAAUUCCAUGCGUGAGGGGACAUACAUACUGCUACGAAUUGCAUCUUCAAGAUAUGUGAGAUAGAAAGUAUUUUUGGGAGAGGGCAAUCAUUUCCCUCAUUUCAAGGAUAGGUAGUGUUCUUGCAAAGGAGGCAGUCUAACCAAAAAAUUGAUAGCCAAAGGAUCGUGUUCUAUUUGUUCUUUGUAUUCUUACACAACCUUUCUGUUGCAAAGAAUGCAAACAAGUACUACAGAUACUUCAAGGUAUGACAAAAUGAGCGCCCCUGCAGCUGAAGGUGUUGAAUGCUAGUUUUGGAGGGGUAAGAAAGCACGGAAGCAAGCUUAAGCUUUGCAAGGAUGAAAAACACCUGGGAGAAGGUUCUAUAUACACAAAGAGGACUUCCAUCAUGAUAAAGAUACUGUUAGAAAAAACUAAUCAUGCCAAAUAGAUGGUGUGCCUUGUGUUGGAAUUUAGAAGUGCCAUGACCAACCCCCUGUUGGAUCCUGGACACUUGCGGGAGUGGAGUAUUGUGUUUGACGAAGCUCAAUCGUUGAGUUGCUCCACAAUGCUAUCCAAUGUGGUUGGCACUUACCUUUUGCAUAAUGACAUAGAGGAUGUGUUGUACUGAAGGGUACAAGGGUACGUGACCCCGGGAUUUUUUUGCUUGUGUCUUCGCUUUGGGGACAUCUUGGGGAUGGGGAUGGCUCGGGGACGUUUUCUAGCCAUCGCCAAAAUUUGCCACAUUCCUGUGAACGCCCGUCCAUCCUUCCAUCCAGAAGCGGGCCAGCCAUCCCAUCUUCUAGGAUGGAAGAGGGCCAGCCGCUCACAAAAGUUUUUAAAAAAGCAAAGCAAUGUUUCUUUUUCAUUUAUUUUGCUGCAAUUUAAAAAAUAGCAUUUGUACUCCAUUUUUAUAAAAUUUUCAAUGCUUUUUAUUUUCCUAAUUAAUUGAAAAAUCUCUAUCUUUUGGUUUAGUAAGUCAAUACCAAGAAAUAUUUUUGCUAAUGUAAUAGACAGAUGUAUUAGUCACAUCAUUUCUUGUUGGUUUUGUGAAAGCAUUUGUGCUGAUCCCAGUUGAAACAAGAAGACAAAACCCUAUUUUUGCGCUGGAGUUUCCCACAUCGAGUUUCUUUGUGGCAUAUCUUGUAUCUCGUGAUCUAUUAAAUUGUUUUGUAUUCUUCACUUGCUUAAUUGUUGAUUUGUUGCAUGCUGUUUUCAUUCCAGCAAUUAUGCAAGUAUGUAAAUUCUAUGAUCAAAUUCUUAACUUGUUCCUUAAACUUUAUGUUUCCAUUCCAACAAUUAUGCAAAGUAUGUAAUUUGUUAAAUCCUAUCCCUGAAAUGCAUCCCCCUGUCCUUUUUGUUGCUUCUCCUGCGGUCUGGAUGGUUAGG
Messenger RNA from Cryptomeria japonica (Japanese cedar), 4214 nucleotides. Its product is annotated as pentatricopeptide repeat-containing protein At3g13880. The coding region runs from base 367 to 2643 and encodes 758 amino acids. Gene Ontology annotation, molecular function: RNA binding; protein binding. Lineage: Eukaryota; Viridiplantae; Streptophyta; Pinopsida; Cupressales; Cupressaceae. The record is from RefSeq and is a predicted model, not a curated record. Gene Ontology annotation, biological process: RNA modification. The transcript has a single exon.